This is a messenger RNA of Oryza sativa Japonica Group (Japanese rice), 2692 nucleotides long. Its product is annotated as trihelix transcription factor GTL1. The record is from RefSeq and is a predicted model, not a curated record. NCBI's taxonomy places the organism in Eukaryota, Viridiplantae, Streptophyta, Magnoliopsida, Poales, Poaceae.
AUGGAAACCAAACCUGACUACCUUCCCUGUGCCUGUGCUACCCUCUCCCUUCUUCCUUCCUCCUCUCUUCACCCCUGCACUCUGCACUGCCCUGCCUCAUCCUCUUCUUCCACCUCCAGCUCCAGCUCCAGCUCAGACCGUUGUGAGGGCGAACUAGGUGAAGUGAAGGUGAGUGACACUCUCUACUCGGUAGCAAGCUAGGUGAAGAUAGUGGAGUAGCAAGCUGCAGGCAGGCGCCAUGCAGUCCGGCUACGGCGGCGUCUCUGAGUUCCAGCAGUACAUCAUGGACCCCGGCGCCUUCGCCAUGUCCGCGCCGCCGCAGCCCGCCCAGGCGGCCGCUGCCGCUGCUGCUGCCGCGGCGGCGGCGGCCGGUGGCCAGGAGCUGGGCGCGCCGUUCAGGUACCAGCCGCUGCACCACCACGCCCUGCCUCAGCACCACCACCACCACCACCCGCCGCCUCAGAUGCCUCCCCACUUGGCGCACUUCGGCGGCGCCGGUGGGAUUCCCUUCACGCAGCAGCUGCUCCACCAGGCGGCCGCCGCCGGCCACCACCCCCACCUCCAGCUCUUCCACGAGCAGCACCACCACCAGAAGCACCAGCAGCAGCCACCGCCCCCGGCUAGGUGGGCCCCGCAGCACCACCACCACCACCACCCGCACCACCAUCUCGGCCUCGACGUCGAGGCGGCCGUUCCGGAGAGCUCCGGUGCCGGCGCCGGGAGCGCUGCCUCCGGCGCCGCCGCCCCUCCGGGCGUCCCUCCGUUCCUGGCCGCCGCCAUGAGCUUCAAGCUGGGGGUCGACGGCGGCGGCGGCAGCGGCGCCACCGGCGGAACGGACGACGCGCUGAACGACGGGGGCGGCGCGGGCAGCGGCAUGAUGCUUCAUGGAGGAGGAGGAGGAGGUGGUGGCGGGGAUGACGAGGCGGCCACGGAGAGCAGGCUCCGGCGGUGGCCGGGGGACGAGGAAACUUCCAUCAAAGAACCGACCUGGCGGCCACUCGACAUCGACUACAUACACAGCAGCAGCAGCAGCAAGAGGGCGCCGCCCAAGGACAAACCCGCCACUCCCGACUCCCCUGCGCCGCCGCCCCCAGCGUAUUACUUCAAGAAUAAGCCCGACGACAAUGCCGCCGCCGCAUCCGCCGCCUCCGCUGGCGCCGUCAACUACAAGCUCUUCAGCGAGCUGGAGGCCAUCUACAAGCCCGGCAGCGGAGGCCCCCAGACGGGCUCCGGCUCCGGCCUCACCGGGGACGACAAUGCCAUGCUCGCGCCGCCCAUGGCUGACCUCCCCGACGCCGCCGCCGCCAACCCGCCGCACCUCAACACGUCCGAGACGUCUGCCGGGGAGGACGCGCACGCCGUGGUGCAGCCGCAGCCGCAGACGCAGCAGCCGUCGGGGGCGGACGCGGCGCGCCGCAAGCGCAAGCGGCGGCGCCAGGAGCAGCUCAGCGCGUCGGCCUCCUUCUUCGAGCGCCUGGUGCAGCGCCUCAUGGAGCACCAGGAGAGCCUCCACCGUCAGUUCCUCGACACCAUGGAGCGCCGGGAGCGGGAGCGCGCCGCCCGCGACGAGGCGUGGCGCCGCCAGGAGGCCGACAAGUUCGCGCGCGAGGCCGCCGCGCGCGCGCAGGACCGCGCCAGCGCCGCUGCACGCGAGUCCGCCAUCAUCGCCUACCUGGAAAAGAUCUCCGGCGAGACCAUCACGCUCCCACCCCCCGCCGCCAACCCCGCUCCGGGCGCCGACGAGCAGGACGGCGUGGGGAAGGAGGUGGUGGCGUACGACGGCGAGGGGUCGCUGCAGCUGAGCUCGUCGCGGUGGCCGAAGCACGAGGUGGAGGCGCUGAUCCGGGUGCGGACGGGGCUGGAGGAUAGGUUCCAGGAGCCAGGGCUGAAGGGCCCCCUGUGGGAGGAGGUGAGCGCGCGCAUGGCGGCGGCGGGCUACCGGCGGAACGCGAAGCGGUGCAAGGAGAAGUGGGAGAACAUCAACAAGUACUUCCGCAAGGCCAAGGAGAGCGGCAAGAAGCGGCCGGCGCACGCCAAGACGUGCCCCUACUUCGACGAGCUCGACCGCCUCUACUCCCGCUCCGGCUCCGGCGGCGGUGGUGGGUCGUCCUCGGCGGGCGGCAAUGGCGGGGAGGAGGCGAAGGGCAGCUCGGAGCUGCUGGACGCGGUGGUGAAGUACCCAGACGUGCGGUGCGCGCCGCCGGGUUUCCCGUUCGACGGGGAGCAGAACGAGGAAGGGAGGACGAAGGACGACGGCGACGAGGCGCACCAUGAUGGCGACGGCGACGGCGACGAGGAAGACGUUGGCGUUGGCGUUGGGAGAGCGACCGAUGAUCAUGACGACCAAGUGGAUGAGAGCCAUGACGGCCAUUAAUUAACUAGUUUAGUGCUUAUUGCUCUCUCUCCUUCCUUCUCAUCAUUAGCCAUGCAAUUAAGCUUCUUCUGCUGCUUAAUAGCUCUCUCUCUCUCGUCUCAUCGUCUCCUCUCAUUCUCAUCUGCACAAAGAGAGAGAGAGAGAGAUAGUGAUAGCUUGGCUGGGCUCACAAGUCACAGCAUUUUUCUUCUUUUGUUGCUUCUGUUGGUCUCUCUUAGCUAUAUCCAUUAUUCCUUAAUCCUUACAUGUUAAUUAGUGAGUACUGCUUUUUCGCUUAUAUAUGAUAUGAUCAUCUACAACAGAUUAGCUUAUUAAUCA